GAAUAAUUCUUUCGGUUACAUUUGCUGAUUGGAUUGUAGCUAUAUUUAUUUGCUAACUGAAAGGUAAUAACCUAUACGGUACAAUCGGACGCAAAUGUACGUUUAAAAUUAGACAAAACGUAAACAAGUGAGAAAUAGUAAUAAGUAAAAUGAAGACAAAAUAUACUUUAUAAACUUGAAAUGUAAUAUCAACAAUGACGGAUUCAACUAGAACAAAUUUUUCAAAUGGAUUUGAAAUAGGAAUUGGAAAUGAUCAAGAAAAGUAUCUCACGCAAGAAGAAAGCAAGAGAGGUGUCCCAAGGCUUAGAGAAAUUAUGCGUAGACAAAGACGAGACUCUGAGUCCAAUCAAAAUGAUUCACCGAUAUUAGAUUUUCAUUAUAAUGAUGCUGAUACACUUGAAAACGAAUUAGCAGAGUUGUACAGCUAUUCUGAAGAACCUGAUUUUGAAUUAAAUGCUUUUGCAUUUCAAACUUUGCUGGAAACCUUUACAAAAGAUAAUUCCAUAGCCUGGGCACUAAUGCAAAAAUCACAAAAAAAGAACUUUAUUAACUAUGUCUUGGAGUUAAUGGAGGUUGUCAAUAUACAAGAACGAAGAAAGGCUUUACGCUGUCUCUUAUACAUUUGUCAAGGAGUAUUCAAAGAACAUGAGAGUUAUCAAGAAUAUAUGGAAAUGAUGAAAGAGAAUGUCCUUCUUCUUUUUAAUUGUGGCACAUUUUCAGCGGUUCAGGAGCUACUUGUAAUGGAAGCAGAGAAUACUGAAAGAGCUCAAGCUGCUCUACGAAAACCUUCAAUUACAAUAGCUGAUAGCAUUGAUAUGAGAGUGCCACUAAACAUACUUUACACAAUGUUAGAAGUUGUUCAGCAUUUUUCAAAGUAUGAUCUUAAAAUGCAAGAAGCCAGCUUAACGCUUAAAGAAGAACUAGCUGGUUCAUUGGAAGAUGUUAAUGAUCCUCCAUUUGCUUGCAUUUUAUUUGAUUUGGUUUUAAAGUUUUGUGCAGGAUCUAGCUCACAUUUUCCUAUCAAAAAAAUAUUGCUUUUGUUAUGGAAAGUUACUUUAUUUACGCUUGGCGGUUUUAAAGAUUUGAAAUCUUUAAUGAAGGAAUCUCGUAGAAAAGUGGGACUGAAAGCAACUUUUGGCAAAUACAAUGUAAACACGAUUGAAUUAGAAAAACAUCAUCAACUUAGACCAUCAUCUCCUUUAGACGAAAGUCGACACGAGAGAAAGCCUCGUAAAACUGUUGAUUUGGAUGAUGAUGAUAUUGAUUUUGUACCUGCACUUGUAACACAGUCGCAUCAUUAUAUAGAGUCAGCUCUUUUAUUGAGACCUAAAGUAAGAGAAAAAGAUGUUACAAUAUUUCUUGAAGCAUGUAGAAAGAAAUACAUUGGCUUCCAACUGCCAAGUGAUAGUGAUUCAACAUAUGGAUUACCUUCAUCUAUAAUUGAAGGAGUCGACGUUCUUAAAAGUCAUGUUUAUAAAUCACUGUCAGAGAUGCAAAUAAAGGCAGAAGAAAUGCAUAUUGAGAGACCUUUUAGUAUGGGAGUUCAUCAUCUUCCUGUGACCAAUGCUGAAAUUCUAUAUAAAUCUUUAUUACCAAAUCUCCCACAAUAUAUGAUUGCAUUAUUAAAAAUCUUACUUGCAUCAGCACCCACUGCAAAAGCAAAAACAGAAUCAAUUAAUAUACUGACAGACAUUCUCCCUCCAGAAAUGCCAACAACAGUAUUACAAUCAAUGCAACUAGGAAUAGAUGUAAAUAGACAUAAGGAAAUUAUGGUGAAGUCAAUAUCAAUAACAAUUUUGUUGAUUUUAAAACAUCUAAAAGUUAACCACAUAUAUCAGUUUGAAUUUGUCAGUCAACAUUUGGUGUUUGCCAACUGUAUACCAUUGGUUUUAAAGUUUUUUAAUCAGAAUAUUUCAGCAUAUGUUUCAGCAAAAAAUAGUAUUCCACAAUUAGAUUUUCCUGCUUGUGUUCUUUUUGAAAAAAGUGAAAUUACAGCAGAAAGCUUGGAACAUACAAUUGAAGGAAGUGAAUUUUGCUGGCGUAACUUAUUUUCAUGUGUCAAUUUAUUGAGAAUUCUUCAAAAGUUAACAAAAUGGAAAUAUUCUAGAACUAUGAUGUUAGUUGUAUUCAAGUCAGCACCCAUAUUAAAAAGGGCUUUAAAAAUUCGCGAAGAAAAUUUGCAGUUGUAUGUUUUAAAGUUGUUGAAAACUCAGAUUAAGUACUUGGGGCGUAAUUGGCGUAAAAGUAACAUGCGUAUUGUAUCUCUUAUCUAUCAUAAAAUACGUCAUAGGUUAAAUGAUGAUUGGGCAUUUGGAAAUGAUGUAGAUGCUCGACCAUGGGAUUUUCAAACAGAGGAAUGUGCAAUCCGGCAUAACGUAGAUCUUUUCAACUAUCGUCAUUAUGAGUCGAGUAGUGGACAUUAUCCUACCGAUCUUCAACCACUAGAUAACGAUCUCCAGAGUGCUUUAAAUACGCAAGUAAUUUUCAGUGGUAGAUUUAAAAAAGACAGUUCUUUAUGGUUACAUCGCGAAGUUUAUAGUACUCAAGUAGACUGGGACGAGUUAAUUAAUGAUAAGACGUAAAUUUAUGUUUCACUAAAUAUGAUUUAAUUUUAUAACUAUUGUUAAUUUUGUUUUUUAGUAAUUUUCUUUUUUUAGAAAAAAAAAUUUUAAGCAGAAAA
Messenger RNA from Hydra vulgaris (swiftwater hydra), 2680 nucleotides. RefSeq names its product striatin-interacting protein 1. Gene Ontology annotation, biological process: cytoskeleton organization. NCBI's taxonomy places the organism in Eukaryota, Metazoa, Cnidaria, Hydrozoa, Anthoathecata, Hydridae. The record is from RefSeq and is a predicted model, not a curated record. Gene Ontology annotation, cellular component: cytosol.